Molecule: messenger RNA, 1707 nt
Organism: Amphimedon queenslandica
Lineage: Eukaryota; Metazoa; Porifera; Demospongiae; Haplosclerida; Niphatidae
Exons: 5
Biological process (GO): homophilic cell-cell adhesion; axon guidance; dendrite self-avoidance
Cellular component (GO): axon; plasma membrane
Molecular function (GO): cell-cell adhesion mediator activity
Source: RefSeq, a predicted model, not a curated record
AUUUUGAUAUUAAUCAUGUUGAUAUAAGUAUCAAUAUUCCUUCUGUUCCUGUUGCUGGUGAUGUAUUCAAUUUAUCUUGUGUUAUAGUUGUACCUCCUAAUUUUGUUGAGAAUCUUACUAGUGUCAGAUGGACUUAUGAUCUAGAAGCAUCUCGAGAUGUGACUAGUGAAAACAAUGAUGCUACACUAGUACCAGUUGUUAGAAAUGGGGAUAUAUUCACCAGUGUACUUACACUUGAUCCAGUGAAGACAACUGAUGCUAGACAAUAUUACUGUCAAGCAACAAUUCUAGUAUUUGGCACUGUAGAUCGUACUAACAGAGAUUUAAAUGUUCAAAUACAUCCUCCCAGUGUAUCAAUACUUGCUGAUCCUCCAACUGGUCCAAUAUAUGAGAGUACAAGUUACUUACUAACCUGUACAGCUACAGUAAACACUACAAUAGUGGAUACACCAGUAACUGCUAGUGUAGUAUGGACUGAUCCUAGUGGUAAUGUAAUGUCAACUAAUCAAGCAAGACGUCAAGUGAUACCUCCAACUGGUAACAGUCUUGUAAGCAUGCUAUUGUUUCAACCUAUUGAUACUGGUUAUAAUAAUGAUGGAGGAACAUAUACCUGUCAAAUGAUCAUCAAUUCUGGUAACUCAUUAAUAGCAUCAAAUCAAGCCAGUACUACCCAUAAUGUUACUAUACAAAGUCUUCCUCCAAUAACAGUAGAUUUCUCAUCAGUUGGUUCAGUUGAAGUUGGUCAAAGUCUAACUAUAACAUGUACCAUAACAACAGUUGAGAGAUUAGUAGUAACACCAAUGAUUACUUUCUUUAAAAUGAAUGAUACAGAUAUGGAAAUGCUCUCUUAUUUAAAUAGACCAUACAGUAUCACAACAGAUGAUACUGAUUCAGUUACUAACUAUACUCUAAUACUGGAUCCAGUGAGGUUUGAAGAUGCUGGAAUGUAUACAUGUAUGGCUGAGUUUAAUGUAACUGGUUUUAAUAAUACCAAUGAUCCUAGCACUGCUACUUAUGAUUAUCAAGAGGAUAGUGAUGUCUUUACUUUAACUGUUGACUUUCCACCAGUGAUUGUUACUAUAUCAAAGGAACGUGAUGACACAUUAUAUGCAGGGACACCAUUCUUCAUUAAAUGUGACAUAAUGUUAGAUCCAUUAGUUACUAUACCAGUGACUGUCACUAAUCAAUGGACACGUGAUGGUACUAAUGUUCCUGUGGGUUUAUCUGAUGCUACUAUUACUGUGGAUCUCAAUAUGAUUAAUACAUUGCAUUAUAAUGCAACAUUAAUGUUCUAUCCAUUGGAUAAUGCUGAUGAUAGUGGAAUGUAUACUUGUAAUGUUGAAGUGACUGCUCCUAAUAGUUACAUGUAUCUCAGGAAUACAUCAGCUAGUGCUAAUACUUCUAUUGCAGUAAAUGCUGCUCCAGUACCAGUAUUAGAAAUAGUGUCUAUGGGUAUUACUGAACUUGGUGAAGAAUACAUGUUAAAUUGUACAGUGACAGUUGUUGAUAGACUCAUAGUCUCACCAGUGAUAACAUGGACUAAGAGAUCAGCUAACAGAGUUAUUAGUGUACCUCCAGUUCUUAUGACAGUAUCUAAUGUAAUGAGUUCUCUUUAUUUGAACUUCUCUUCUCUCAAUACUUCUGAUGCUGGUCUGUAUACUUGUGAAGCCUCCAUUAAUGUUAGUCAGAUAUCCAUUGUAGCAAGGA